This is a messenger RNA of Striga asiatica, 471 nucleotides long. Lineage: Eukaryota; Viridiplantae; Streptophyta; Magnoliopsida; Lamiales; Orobanchaceae. The record is from the annotation of a GenBank genome assembly.
AUGGAGACAAGGGCAGCACUACCAGUCGUCAGCCCAGGGGCUACGCCGCAAAGGCAAAAUUUGUCAAAGAAAAUGAUUGUAUACGAGAUAUGCCACGUGGCAGGGCACUUGGUGGGGAGUCGUGAUGAAGACGAGUUGCUGCUUAUUAGUGAGACUCUCGACAUGCUCUCUCACAACUUUGGUUCAAGUGCGAUGUGGGAAGGAAAGAUAGUAUACCCAAAGAGCCAAGAGGAUGUGCAAACAAAAACACAACUCGACAGCACCACAUUGCAUUCGCAACCACACUGCAAACCCAUUCUUGAACCACAAUCCUGUCUCACGCUCGAGCUCUUUACUCAUAAAGGCGUGAUCGACAAAACCAAGCGCGAGAUAUCUGUCAUGAACAUGAUCAAACACGAGCACGUUGUCCACCUCAUUAAUAAUGAAACGAACAGAGGCUCAUUACUAAGAAAUAGAAAUUUUUUUACAUGA